This is a messenger RNA of Magallana angulata, 1284 nucleotides long. RefSeq lists its product as uncharacterized. The record is from RefSeq and is a predicted model, not a curated record. Bases 1 to 504 code for a protein of 167 amino acids. NCBI's taxonomy places the organism in Eukaryota, Metazoa, Mollusca, Bivalvia, Ostreida, Ostreidae. The transcript has 4 exons.
AUGAAGAGCAAGAAAUCCCUGACCAAUGGUAAAGUUGUUCAUUCUGAGCCUGAUGUGUUAUGUUUUACAUCGGAUCCCAGUAGAAAAAGGCCUGUUCUAGUUAUAUGUGAGGUAAAGAAAAUUGAACCCGGAGAAAAUACGCUAGACCAUCCUAAGAAAAAGAUCAGGUCACUGAAUACAUCUACCUCCAGUAUAUCAAAUAUACCCGACUCAAAAUUUGCUCCACAUAUAUGGGAUCUCUUUGUUCAUAUGGAAAAAUCAGUCUCAGCAAUGGCUGUUCUUGGGGUGGCUGUUGAUAAAACACACGUCCGGUUUACUCUUCUUAUUGUAAAUGAAACAACUAAGGAAAUGUUGAAAACAUCGGAUGGAAGGGGACCUGUACAUUUUGAGGGACUGGUGGAAAACCCUCGGUUUUACUACAGAAAACAGAUGAACUAUCUUAAAGAGAGAGGAAAGAGAGGAAUUGUUGAAAUGUCUGCUUUAUGUUGGAAUGAUGCAAAAUAGAUUUUAAAAAUCGAAUUGUGUCUUAAAUAUUUUUUAAAAUAUAAUUUUCAUUUAUCUGCAUGGUACUUAAAAAGACUUGGACGUGAUUUAAGAUCAAAAAUUUUAUUUUUAUUUUUUAUGUAUAAAAGGGUUUACUGGUGCAUUUUAAAUUAUUGACCAAAAUAUAGAAUGUUAAGUUAAAGUACAAGCGAGAUACAGAUGUAAGAAUUGAUUGUUAUGGAAACAAAGCUCGAGUCUCAUAGUUGUUUACGAAAAAUGUAAUGUUGAGAAUUGCCAUUUCUUAGACAAAAUGACAUGUAAAAACAAUUUAAACUAAUUCAAUAUCUUUAUAAAAUACUUUUAUCAACAUAAGAAAGAUGCAUUUGAUUGAAAUUUACACCACUAUAACACACAUGUAAAAAUGACAAUAUUUGAGCUUUGUUUACAAAACAAAGAAUUAGGAACUCUGUAUCUUGCUUACAACUUGAUAUUUGACUUUAUAAUUUUGACAUAGCAUUUGUGAAAUUUAUGUCUUGUACUCGUACUAAUGUAAAAAAAAAAUCUGAACAAAAUUAUGUUAUUUUAUUAUCAAAAUAUUCAGUCUGAUAUAAUAGUCUGUCUUCCAUAAUUCUACUUCAUCCUAUUUUCAUUGUUUAUAUUGUAUAUUUAUAAUUAUUCAAUAUUUAUUUACUAAUUAUCUUUGCAUUUAUAAAAUGCAUCUCUGACUUGUGAACUGUAUAUAUAAUGACUGACCUCAUGUACCAUUUCUUGGUUUGAGUGAAUAAACUGAACUGAAUUGAA